This is a messenger RNA of Parnassius apollo (apollo), 846 nucleotides long. Lineage: Eukaryota; Metazoa; Arthropoda; Insecta; Lepidoptera; Papilionidae. The record is from the annotation of a GenBank genome assembly.
AUGGUGUUUGAAUUUAACCGCGUUUGUUUUGGUUUAAAGUCGAGCCCAUUUCAUGCGUUACGCACGGUGAGACAGCUCGCCCACGAUGAAGGUCCCUCUUAUCCUAAAGCUAAGAGGGCAAUUGAGAGUGGUUUAUAUAUGGAUGAUUUUGUGUACUCGGUCGAUAGCGUGGAGGAGGCCACCCUAACCACUGCCGAGGUUAUAAAGCUCAUGAAAUCGGGUCAAUUCGAUCUUGUGAAGUGGACUAGUAAUUCGCGUCCGGUUUUAGAUACAAUCCCACUAUCACACCGUCUUUCGGCGAUAAAGGAAUUCAAUGAUUCUGAUACACACAAGGUGCUCGGUCUGUGUUGGUCACCAGAGUCCGACGUGUUUAGCCUUAAGGUAAAUCCGCCCGUAGAGAAUUGCACAAAGCGCACAAUACUGUCAUGCGUUGCUAGAUUAUGGGACGUCAUGGGUUUCGUAGCUCCGGUGGUAUUAUACGCUAAGCUUUUGAUUAAACAACUUUGGUUAUUUGAAUGCGACUGGGAUGACUCGCCGCCUGAGAGCAUUGUUCGGUUGUGGCAGCGUUUUAGAGAGGAACUUCCUUUACUAAGAGAAAUUAAAAUACCGCGUCAUAUAAACGUCGAUAGAAAUAGCGUCAUAACGGUCGUUGGGUUUGCAGACGCCAGCGAGAAGGCUUACGAGGGCGUUGUAUAUUUCCACGUCCAGAAUAAUGGUAGAAAUUCGAUUAGCCCUAUUAGUUCUAAGUCGAGAGUAUCCCCCCGUAAGGUUGUCUCUCUGGCGCGCUUAGAGCUUUGCGCAAUAUUAGUACUCACCAAGCUUAUUACCGCAGUUAAGCGCAUGUAG